Solea solea (common sole) is the source of this 1547-nucleotide messenger RNA. RefSeq lists its product as uncharacterized. The transcript is spliced from 2 exons. Lineage: Eukaryota; Metazoa; Chordata; Actinopteri; Pleuronectiformes; Soleidae. The annotation marks the transcript as partial. The record is from RefSeq and is a predicted model, not a curated record.
GGAGGCUAACGAGGCUAAGUACCUGUCUGCAAGUGUUUUCUACCUUUCACAUAUGUGCACUUUUUCCAUUCCUGUUCAUGUUUCUUCUCAUAGAUAUUACAAACCUCACACUCACCCACAGCAUCACCGUAACCUGUCCUCACUUAUCUAUCCCACCUGCUCCACACACAUCCAACACCUUGUUGCAGGGGGCCUGUGGAACUGCCAGUCAGCUACCCGCAAGACUGAGUUCAUCUCUGGCUUUGCUACUGAGCAAUGCCUGGACUUCCUUGCUCUCACUGAGACUUGGAUAACACCCUCCAACACAUCCACCCCUGCGGCUCUCUCCCCCGCCCACUCCUUCUCCCACACACCCAGAUCCACUGGAAGAGGUGGCGGGACAGGUCUGCUCAUCAACCCCAACUGGACUUUCACUCUUUACCCACUGCCACACUUCUCUUCACAGUCGUUUGAAUUUCAUGCUGUAACUGUAACUCACCCAGUAAAACUCAUCAUUGUCGUCAUCUACCGUCCACCAGGCCCAUUGGGACACUUCUUGGAGGAACUAGAUGUCCUCCUCUCAAAUAUCCCAGAAAAUGGCCCACCACUUGUUCUUCUUGGUGACUACAACAUCCAGUCAGAGAAGUCAUCCGAUCUACUUCUUCUACUUUCCUCUCUUUCUCUCUCACUUGCUCCCUCUCCACCAACUCACAAAGCUGGCAACCACCUUGACCUCAUCUUCACCAGAAACUGCUCCACCUCCAACCUCAAGCUCCGACACACAUGUAGCAGAACGGAUCUCUGCUUGUCUGACCGACAUCUCUCAGUGGAUGUCUGACCAUCACCUGAAACUCAAUCUCGACAAGACUGAGUUUCUUUUUCUCCCAGGAAAGGGCUCUCCCACCACUGACCUGACCAUCACCCUCGACAACUCUGUGGUAACUCCUUCUCAUACCGCAAAGAACCUGGGUGUGACACUUGAUGACCAUCUCUCCCUCACUGCCAACAUUGCUGCAACAGCUCGAUCUUGCAGAUACAUGUUGCACAACAUCAGAAGGAUACGGCCUCUUCUAACCCAGAAGGCGCCACAGGUUCUGGUCCAGGCUCUUGUCAUCUCACGCUUGGAUUACUGCAACUCCCUCCUGGCUGGUCUCCCUGCGUGUGCCAUACGACCUCUCCAACUCAUCCAGAAUGCAGCAGCUCGACUGGUCUUCAACUUACCAAAAUUCUCCCACACUACACCGCUCCUCCACUCCCUUCACUGGCUUCCUGUAGCUGCUCGCAUCCGCUUCAAGACUCUAGUGCUUGCGUUCAAUGCUACAAACGGAUCCGGUCCAGCCUACAUCCAGGACAUGAUCAAAACCUACACCCCAGCCCGCCCACUCCGCUCUGCAUCAGCAAACCGGCUCACUGCCCCCUCACUGCGAGGAUCGCAGAGGCAUUCGCAGAACUCGAGACUGUUCACUGUCCUAGCUCCCAAAUGGUGGAACGAGCUCCCCAUCAACAGCCGGACAGUGGAAAGCCUCCACAUCUUCUGCCGCCGACUAAAAACACAUUUCUUCCGACUC